AUGCACUCAUUGCAUUGUCUCAAUUCGAUCCGCAAGGCCAUGAAUCAUGAAUAUUACAUAGAGCAUGAUAAGCACAAGCUCGCACCAGGAUUACAGCAGAUCCACGUUGAUCACUGUUUGGAGCAACUUCGACAGAGCAUCCAGUGUGCUGGUGAUCUGAGUCCAGUCCCAUUGCGACCCUACGGCGAGGCACCGCACGUUAACUUGGUUGGUACUACUCAAGUCUACACUUGCAGGAACUGGAAUGCCUUCCGUCAAUUCUACACUGAGCGU
Messenger RNA from Mollisia scopiformis, 273 nucleotides. RefSeq lists its product as uncharacterized. The transcript has 2 exons. Lineage: Eukaryota; Fungi; Ascomycota; Leotiomycetes; Helotiales; Mollisiaceae. Gene Ontology annotation, biological process: mycotoxin biosynthetic process. The record is from RefSeq and is a predicted model, not a curated record. The annotation marks the transcript as partial.